Camelus dromedarius (Arabian camel) is the source of this 2673-nucleotide messenger RNA. It is a transcript of the gene NOSTRIN, whose product is annotated as nitric oxide synthase trafficking. The transcript is spliced from 22 exons. NCBI's taxonomy places the organism in Eukaryota, Metazoa, Chordata, Mammalia, Artiodactyla, Camelidae. The record is from RefSeq and is a predicted model, not a curated record. Gene Ontology annotation, biological process: signal transduction. Gene Ontology annotation, cellular component: plasma membrane; cytoplasm. The coding region runs from base 1071 to 2591 and encodes 506 amino acids. Gene Ontology annotation, molecular function: protein binding.
CUACCUUAGAUACAUAAGACAUUAUUAUUGUCAUCAUAUAAAAUAUACUGUAGGAUAGUGAUUGCCAAAAAAGUUCAGAGGAGAGAGAAGUUGCUUCAAGAUCAGAUGAGGAAAGUUUUCAAGGAGAAAGCCAACAAGAACAGAGAAGAUUUGGAUGGAUCAAGUGGGAAGAAGAAGGGCAUCUGAGAACCAAUAAAGGGACAGAUGCGCAAAGAGGAUAAGAGCCUUGCCAAGGUCUCAGAGCCAGAAAGCAGCAAUGCAGGAACCAGAACUCCCUGAAGAAGUGGCUGAACCCAGGGCUGAGGCUGGAAAGCACAGGCUGGAGUGGAACAUUGUGUAGAGCUGGAAAGCAGGGACGUGAUCAAAGAAUGAUAGGAAAAUGUACAAGCCACAGCCAAGGUGUGUCAGUAGCAUGACAGUCAAGCAAAGACUGAAGAACUGUUCCAGAAUGAAGGAAACGAAAGAGAUGUGACAACUGGAUGCAAUGCAUGAAUCUGAACUGGAUCCUGUUGCUACGGAGACUGUAAUGAGAACAAUUGGUGGAACCGAGGAGUAGAUGAUAAGAUUUUUAUGUCAUCUGUCUUCAGAAUCUCCAUACCUCUGUCAAAGUGAUCAGCCUAAAAUGCACAUUUGAAUAUCACAAAUGUGCUUAAAAUCCUACAUGGAAAAAGACCCCUGUGUGGCUCCAGUUACCUCUGAGUUAAAGUUACAAUAUGGCACCCAAGGCUUCCCACCUCUCAUCUCUAAAUAUCUCUUCAGCCUCAUCAAGAUCAACUGGUCAAGGUCCCAAGCAAACUGUGUGCUCAAGGUGGAGUGGUAGUGCAGUGUAGUAAUGAAACAUGGAAGCACUGGAGUCAGCUGAAUCCCAGCUCCACCACCCUUGACUGUAUGACCUUAGGAAACACACGGGAUUAAAGUCCAGGGCUGGGACUUCCUCCUCUGGGUGUUUGACAAGGACUGACGUACUCUAGGUCUUUGAAUCCCGGAAGUCCAGGGCACACCCAGCCUUGGGUGCAGCAUCCUGAAUGCCGGAGCGUAGGUGAAAGGACGGAAGCAAACAACAUUUCAACAUGAGGGACCCACUGACAGACUGCUCGUAUAAUAAGGUUUACAAGAACCUAAAGGAGUUUUCCCAAAAUGGAGAAGAUUUCUGCAAGCAGGUCACAUCCAUUCUUCAGCAAAGGGCAAACUUGGAGAUUAACUAUGCCAAAGGACUUCAGAAACUUGCAACCAAGCUGAGCAAAGCAUUACAGAGCACAAAGAAAAACUGUCUCGUCAGUGCCUGGGCCUGGGUCUCGGAGGGCAUGAAAUCUACAGCGGACCUGCAUCAAAAACUUGGCAAAGCAAUUGAGCUGGAAGCAAUAAAACCAACUCAUCAAGUCCUAAGUGUACAUGAAAAGAAGAGAAAAUCACUUGAGAACAAAGUCGAAAAGACAGCAAAUCUUGUCAUUAGCAACUGGAAUCAACAAAUUAAGGCCAAGAAGAAAUUGAUGGUUAGUACCAAGAAGCACGAAGCACUUUUCCAGCAUGUAGAACGCUCCAGGCAAACUACGACUGAGAAGGAGAAGCAGCAGCUCCUCAAUAAACUGAAAAAAUCAACUGAGAAGUUGGCAAAAGAAGAUGAAAAUUACUACCAAAAGAAUGUGGCCAGCUGCUCUACCAGACUGAAAUGGGAGAACACACUGGAGAACUGCUUCCAGAGCAUCCUGGAGCUGGAGAAGGAAAGAAUUCAACUCUUAUGCAAUAACUUAAACCAGUACUCCCAACAUAUUUCUGGUUUUGGCCAAACCCUGAGCACAUGCCACAUGCAGAUUCACUGCGCCAUCAGCAAGAUCGAUGUUGAAAAAGACAUCCAGGCUCUCAUCGAGAAAACUGCAAUUUCAUCUGCAGAAAAUAAAUCUGAGUUCCUAUUAACUGAUUACUUUGAAGAAGAUCCUAAAAAUGCAAUGAGUAAAGAGCGACAAGAGUCUUCAAUAAAAUCAAAACUGUUGAGACUGCAAAAAGACAUCGAAAAGGCCUCAAGAGACCGGGAAGGCCUGGAACGGAUGCUGAGAGCCUACACCAGCCACUCCUCCUCUUCAGACACAGAGAACCAAAAAAGCACAGCAGCCUUAAUGGACGAGACCAACUUGAAACUAGACCUUCUGCAAGCAAACUCCUACAAACUGUCAUCUGUGUUAGCAGAACUUGAGCAAAGACCUCAGCCCAGCCAUCCCUGUAGUGACUCCAUCUUCAAGUGGAAAGAAAAGCAGCAGACACAUAGUUCUGUAAAAAUAACUCGACCAUUUCUGAUGAAGAGAUUAGAGACUGUUAUGAGCAAGGCAUCUUCUGGAGGGCAAAGAAUGCCAAGUUCUUCAUCUACAGCCUCCGGUGUGACCCAGCUCGGCAAUGGUCUUUGCAAGGCCUUGUAUUCUUUCCAAGCCAGGCAAGAUGAUGAAUUGGAUUUGGAAAAAGGUGACAUUGUGACUAUACACAAGAAAAAAGAAGAAGGAUGGUGGUUUGGAUCUUUAAGGGGGAAAAAAGGCCAUUUUCCUGCCGCAUAUGUGGAGGAGCUUCCAUUAAGUGCUGGGAACACAGCUUCACAAGCAUAAACAAGCUUCUCAAGGCACCGCCUUACACACUGUAAAUUAUACAAUGUGGUGCAAAUAAAGGUAAAUACUGUGAUAUUUACAA